Molecule: messenger RNA, 4728 nt
Organism: Galendromus occidentalis (western predatory mite)
Lineage: Eukaryota; Metazoa; Arthropoda; Arachnida; Mesostigmata; Phytoseiidae
Exons: 1
Coding region: 1-4728 (1575 amino acids)
Biological process (GO): DNA integration; proteolysis
Molecular function (GO): aspartic-type endopeptidase activity; nucleic acid binding; zinc ion binding
Source: RefSeq, a predicted model, not a curated record
AUGGCAUUCAGCGCCGAGCAAGUUCAACUGAUCGUGUCCGCAGCCGUAACGGAAGCCUUGAAAAACUUUCCUCGAGAACGGACCUCAACUUCGGCCCACACCAUCAUGGAGCACAUCAACAGCCGAAUCCCGAAGUUCACUUUCAAAUCCGACGAAGGACACACCUUCGAAAAAUGGUAUGAUCGAUACUCGCCGAUACUAGAGGCUGAAGGUGGCGCUCUCGCCAAGGAAGACAAAAUCAGAUUCAUCAUCAGUAAACUGAACGUCAGUGAAUACGACUCCUUCGUCAACUACAUAAAGCCGAAGAAAAUCAUUGAAUUGAAAGCAGAAGAGACAAUCGAGCUCCUGAAAAAAUUAUUCUCCAUCCCCACCAGUCUAUUCAAGCGCCGCAUAAAAUCGCUUCGCAUCAAGCGUUCCGGUCGUCCCAUGAAAGAACUAAUGGGUCUGAUCAACGAAGCAGCCGAAGAAGCAGAGUGGGGGGAUAUAACCCUCGACAAAAUGAAGCAAUACAUCCUCAUGUUAUCGCUCAUGAACCCCGAAGACAACGAUAUUCGUGCCCGGGCAGCGAGACUUAUGGAGGAGAACGAGGACGAAUAUAGCUUUCCAGAAAUCAUCGACGAUCUGGAACAUUUCGAACAACUCAAGAAGGAUCUCAACCCGACGACUAAAAGCCGCUUCGAGAUCAACAAAAUCCAAAAAAAAUCACCGAGAGAAAACGCUCCACCGAAAGACGAGCAACAACCCUCCACGAGCAAUAAUUACAAGAAACCGUGCUACAGGUGUGCCAAAACGAACCAUCAUCACCGAGAUUGUCGACACAAGAACACAACUUGUUCGAUCUGUUCGAAAGUGGGCCACCUUCCUCGAGCCUGUUUUUCAAAUCGAUCUACGGAUUUCACGCCUGAUCGAAAUGUUCGACAGAUCCGGUUACAACCCAAUAACGUCAGACGGUUCACAAAGCAGGUCACCAUUAGCGGUCGGACGUUCAGUUUGACUCUAGAUACAGGCGCGGAAGUCUCACUUAUCUCUCGCCGAAUCUGGUCUCAACUCAACAAACCAGCGCUACGCUCACCUACAGUUAGCCUGACGUUGGCCGACGGAAACCCCCUAAGAGUCAUCGGAACGUUUCGCUGCGCCGUUCGCAUGAACAGUCUCGAAUUUCACACCGACUGUCAUGUAACAGAAAACUGUGAAUUACUCGGGCUAGACUGGAUCCAAAGGGACCCAGAGUUGAAAAAGUUUCUCCAAGAUCAGUCCAGGAACCCUCCCGCGAGGUCGAUUCAAUCUGUAAUGGGAUCCAUCGACAUCAAGGAAAAAGAAAUCCAAAAGAAUCUCAAGCGGAAGUUUCCUGAAGUCUUCACCGAAAGCCUAGGGAAAUGCACAACAUUCGAAGCGACUUUCAAGGUCAAAGAAAACUCCGCACCGAGCUUCAAGAAAGCACGUCCCGUAGCAUAUGCUCUACUUCCGAAGAUUGUCGAUGAAAUCGAGCGACUCGUGAGCGAGGACGUUCUCGAGCCGACAGCCCAUUCCAAGUAUGCCGCACCGGUGGUCAUCGUCCAAAAGAAAGACGGAACGAUCCGGCUCUGCGCCGAUUACUCCACGGGAUUGAAUAACUCAAUCGAAGACGACGCUUAUCCCCUUCCCACGGCCGAAAGUAUCUUCGCGAAACUCAACGGCGGGAGAUAUUUUUCCCAGCUGGAUCUCGCAGAGGCUUACCUGCAGAUACCAGUAGAGAGUCAAUCGCAAGAACUCCUUACCAUCAACACGGCGAAGGGAUUGUUCAAAAUGAAACGAUUAGCUUACGGGGUAAAGACUGCGCCAAGCUUGUUCCAGCGUCUCAUGGACACUAUCACCAAUGAUCUACCAGGUACAACCGCGUACCUCGAUGACAUACUGGUAACCAGCUCGACAAUCGAAGAACACGAGGGAAGACUAGCGAAGGUGUUUCAACGUCUCCAAGAGAACGGACUGAGAAUCCGCGAAGAAAAAUGCUCAUUCCUCCGGACGGAAGUGAAAUUCCUAGGUUUCAUUCUCAGCGGCGAAGGCCGAAAACCAGAUCCCGACAAAACGAAGGCGAUCGUGGAGAUGCCCUCACCGAGAAACAUCUCCGAACUCCGCGCAGCGCUGGGCAUGAUUACCUUCUACAGUCAAUUUAUCCCGGACAUGAAAACUCUGAAAGAACCAAUGAACAACUUGCUCAAAAAAGAUGCAGGGUUCGAAUGGACACACGCAUGCGAAAGAAGUUUCCAAAAGAUGAAGCAAUGCCUCCAAUCGGACCUUCUGCUAACACAUUAUGAUCCGAAUCUACCAAUCAUCAUAAGUGCUGACGCGAGCCAGAGUGGAAUUGGCUGUGUAUUAUUGCAUGAAAUGCCUAAUCAAACUCAGAAGGCUAUUAUGCACGCAUCGCGCUCCCUUUCCGAUACUGAACGCAAAUACAGCCAGAUCGAAAAGGAGGCACUCGCGCUCGUUUAUGCUGUCAAGAAGUUCCACAAAUUCAUCUUCGGUCGAAAAUUCAUCCUCAACACCGACCAUAAGCCAUUACUCUCGAUAUUCGGCUCAAAAAACGGUAUCUCAGCCCACUCGGCGAACAGACUACAACGAUGGGCCGUGAUUCUCCUGGAUUACCAAUUUGAAAUCCGGUACAAGAAAACGACAGACUUCGGCGAAGCCGACGCCUUGUCCCGCCUCAUCGUAGAACAACAGAGUCACCUCGACGGCAACAACGAGCUGCCCGACAAAGUCAUAGCGAGCAUCGAAUUAGACGAUGAAAACUCCCUCGACGAAAACAUUGCGGCUCUACCUGUAACCAGAGACGAAAUUCGAAGAGGGACCUUGUCCGAUAGAAUCCUCUCUCGAGCCAAAAAGUUCAUCGACAGCCAGUGGCCAAAAAUCUCUCGCGAAGACGCCCUCUUCGCCUUGUACUCGAGACGGAGUGAAUUGAGCAUCUCCGGGGGCAUCAUCUUGUUCAGAAACCGAGUCGUUAUCCCGGCCGACCUCCAGAAGGAAGUGCUAACCACUCUGCACAACGGGCACCCUGGAGAGACGAGAAUGAAAGCACUUGCGAGAUCAUACGUGUACUGGCCACAAAUUGACGACCAAAUCAAGGAGUUUGUCAGAUCCUGCGAUGACUGUCAGCUGGCCAGUAAGAACCCGGUAAAGAUCCCAUUAUCGCCAUGGGAAAAGCCAGAGGGACCCUGGAAGCGAAUCCACGCGGACUUUGCCGGGCCAAUGAAAAACGUGCAUUAUCUCAUCAUCGUUGACUCGUUCUCCAAUUGGCCGGAAAUCAUCCCAAUGAAGAAAAUCACCACAGCAAAUACGAUCGAGGCAUUUGAAAGCUUAUUUACCCAAUAUGGUGUUCCUGAAGAAAUCGUCACCGAUCACGGAACCCAGUUCACAGCUCACGACUUCAAAGAAUUUUGCCGUAGAAACGACAUAAAGAAAUCUUUCUCGGCCGUCAACUUCCCGCAAAGCAACGGGAGAGCAGAAAGGAUGGUAGAUACAUUCAAAAGAGCUUUGUCAAAAAUGCAACGAGAAGGCACCACCUCCGCAAACAUCCAGAAAUUCCUGAGGUCAUAUCGAACGAUUCCAUCGCAAGCCUUAGACGGAAAAACGCCGGCAGAAAUGUUCACGGGGAGAAAGUUCCGAACCGAACUCGACAUGCUGCUCCCACAAGCUGAAAAAACCAAUGCCAUUGCUUCAAUACAAACUUCCAGGUAUGAAGCUCGAAUGAAAAAGAACUUCGAUAGACAUCACGGAGUUAGAGAGAAGAGCUUCGAGACAAACGACCCGGUGUAUGUCCGGAUGGAACGACACAACAAACAAUAUUGGGCCCACGGUAAUGUGGAGCGGCGCAACAAUGUCAUGUAUGAUGUUGAAGUUGAAAACCGAACAACAUUGCGACACGCGAACCAAUUAAGACGGCGGCACACUCCAAACCAACACCGCCAAGGAGAUGUCUACGACGGUCUCAUGCUGGCUUUCGAAAUGCCCCUACCCAAACGGAGAACGACAACUCGAGGGAGGGAGGAGACCCAAGUGGAGAAGCAGAUGUUCCAGACCCCAGAGCCGAUAACACCGAUCAUUUGUAAGAUGGAAACCCUGUGCAAGAAGAUUAAGGCGAUGGACGGCCAAGCCGUGACCGGAGACGAACGAGAUGCGCUCAUGGAGUCGAUCCGAGCCCUUGAAGAACAAGUAGGAGAAGCUGACCCUGAAAUUCGAGCACUCUUACAAGAGACCCAACGGGUCAUGAAGGAAACAGACAUGAAGGCUGACGACGUUUCACAACUUCUAGAAAACUUGUCGAUCCAGGAAGCACCAUCUCAACCAACAUCCUCCCGGUAUAGCGCACAUCAACAAGCAAAUACCGCGCAGCAGAGCCUGGCAGACGAGAUCGCGGAAGCGGUAAGGUCGGCUCGCCCAUCGGUGGAAGAUGUGGCCACAACCACCGCUGAACGCCCCGCGACAACCAAAACCCGAGGACCGGAAGCUUCAGUUGAAAUCCCAUCGACCUCGGCCAGGAGGGAACUUUUCAGAAGUGGGGCCACGAGCGAUAGUGAAGAAGACCCGUCACCACUAGAACGGUCUAUUUUCGAUAAUCAAGAGCCGAUAGCGUUCAAGUCACCAGAAGAAAACCGAAUCGCGCUCCCAACGCGGAACAGGAAGCGAACUUCCUUUCUCGACGUAACUCACACCAAAUCCCCCCGCUACAAAUCUCGCAAGAAAUACUGA